AUUAUUAUUAAUAUUUUCAACUAAAAUUGUUAUUAUUAUUUCAAAAAUAACAAUGGGUGAUGUGUGGAAGAUGUUGUUUGAGAAAAAAAGUGAUAAAAAAAAAUCGGCAAUGAGGGAUUCGGUUCUCGAGCUUCGAACACGAAUGACGCGAAUGAUUUCCAUCGUCGAAAUAACCUCACCGGAUUAUGAUGAUCCGAUGGCAGCGCAAGACCCCAAGUGGCAAAAAGAUGCCGCGGACCAGAAUUUUGAUUAUAUGUUCAAACUUCUUAUAAUUGGAAAUUCAUCAGUUGGGAAAACAUCAUUUUUAUUCCGAUACGCAGAUGACUCGUUCACGUCAGCAUUUGUAUCAACUGUUGGUAUUGACUUCAAAGUCAAAACAGUUUUUAGACAUGACAAGAGAGUAAAAUUACAAAUAUGGGACACAGCUGGCCAAGAAAGAUAUAGAACUAUUACAACGGCUUAUUACAGAGGAGCAAUGGGUUUUAUCCUUAUGUACGACAUAACCAAUGAGGAAUCAUUUAAUUCAGUUCAAGACUGGAUUACACAGAUUAAAACAUAUUCGUGGGAUAACGCUCAAGUUAUUCUUGUUGGGAAUAAGUGUGACAUGGAAGAAAGGGUGGUUAGUUAUGAAAGAGGCAAACAGUUGGCAGAACAAUUGGGAGUACCAUUUUUCGAAACGUCAGCUAAGGAAAAUAUUAACGUUAAGGCGGUGUUUGAACAAUUGGUUGACAUAAUUUGUGAUAAAAUGAGUGAAUCUCUUGACAACGAUCCAACAUUGAUGGCCGGAACAGGUCAAGCAAAAGGACAACGGCUUACUGAUCAAUCACCAAAUCCUACGAACCCUAAUUGCAACUGCUAAGAAUUUUAAAUAUUGAAACUUAAGGGAUAUACAAUUGAAAACAAUGGAGGAGAUCAUAAUUAACACAUCGGAAAACCACCGUGCGUCGUGUUAAAAUCACAGCAGACUAGUUAUUUUUAAUCUUCUGUAUUCGGUGGUUAUUUAUUUGUCAGUUCACUAAUUAUCUAAACACGAAGUGCUCGUUAUUCAGUUAGAGAUAAAUUCAGGUGUUUGAUUCGCACUGUGAUCACAUGUCAAUAAGAUUUGCCGCCAACUAUUUUUAUUAUUACUAAUUAUUAUUAUUAUCUACAUAUUACAAUUUCCUAAAGUCAAAAAUUGGAUUCAAUUAUAAUGUUCAUUAAGAAAAAAACCUGCAAAUACCGAUUUAAUUCUAGCUGAAAGAGUAGACAUGUAUGUUUUUUUUUUUUUUAAACUUCUUGGCGUGUCACAUCAAGCACAAGGUAGAGAUGUGUAUGUCUCGUGACACCCGAAAUACAUGAUGAACAAUGUAGAUGAAAUAGUUGCGAUGGUACAAGUGAUACUGAGAUUAAAUAGUUAAAUAAUAUAAUGGAUAACUAUUUUUUUUCUAGUAAAUUAAAUUUCAAAAAGUUUUCUAAAAUAAAGAAAAUCUUCAAGUAAAAUAUUUUGUAUGAAUCUGAUAAAAAUUUAAUUAUAAAAUAUUUUUCACAUGUAAAAACAUUUUCAUUAAUCUAAUUACAAUCAGGGAAAGUUAAAUUAUUCUAAAAAUGUCAAUUAUACAAGGACACAGUUGUAAAAUAUGUCAUGUAUGACUUGAAUCAUCGCAAAAUUGUGUACUAGACACGCUGCCCUCUGUACAUAAUAGAUAUUACUAUAAUUAUUAUUACUAUAACUAUGAUUAUUAUAAUUAUUAUUAAUUUUUAAAGUGUAUUGUACGCGUUAAUAAUCUGUGUGAAUUCAUGGGACCUAUUCUUACAGUAGAAUAGGAAAACAAAGCCCAGGCUACCGCCAUAAAUAAUUCUCGUUAAUGAAAAAUUAAUUUAUUAAAAUAUUAAAAAAAAAAACAAAUAAAAUAACGGUUAAUGUCUGACAUCUAUUCAGCUACUGUGAGUGGAAUGGUUACGAGAAACUGAACGAAAAGAAUGAAUAAAAAAAAAAAAGAAUACAAAAAAAUGUAGCGUAUCAAUUUGUCCCUCAAUGUGUAUCUUAUAUUUAAAAUUCUUCUCUUUUUUAACUGACUAAACAUUUCUAUCUAUAAAAAAAUUUUUAUUUGGGGGCUAAGAAAUAAUUAUUUACUACUGUUCACAUCAAGAUAUUCAUAAAAAUGAUAAAAGUGUAAAAGAUAGAAAAAAAAAAAAAAAUGUUGGAAAAUGUGUAAUGUAAGGAAAUGCAUUUGAAAAUUCCGUAGUGGUUGGAAAUUUGUAUGUAUGUAUUGUAACGUAUGUAACUAUUAUGCCUAAUGUUAUCUAUAACAAAACAAUAAUUGUAUUACUUGUCGAAUACAGGAAGAAAAAUGGAUUAUUGAAGUCAUAAACGUCGACUAUAUAUAAACAAAAAUAAUUGUAAAAUUUAGUCGAUGUUAGUUGUAUGAUUGUAUUUAUCUGAAUCGUGCAUUAAUGCACAAAAACAAAUGCAAAGAAGUAAAAAAGCAUAACAAUGAUAAUAAAAUAAAUAAAAAUAAAAAAACUUGAAUAAAUAAACAAAUGAAUAAAUAAAGAGAAUUAUUGGAGGUCUAUGCGACUAUCCUAACUUAGAGAUGUGUAAAAAAAUGUAGCAGAUGAUUAUAUAUAUAAAUAUACUUAUAUCUAUAUAUAUAAAUAUAUAUAUAUGGCUCGGUUCGAAAUGGAGUAAAGUUAUAAUUUACAAAA
Molecule: messenger RNA, 2685 nt
Organism: Chelonus insularis
Lineage: Eukaryota; Metazoa; Arthropoda; Insecta; Hymenoptera; Braconidae
Gene: Rab3
Product: RAS oncogene family member Rab3
Exons: 4
Coding region: 53-859 (268 amino acids)
Biological process (GO): protein localization to plasma membrane; regulation of exocytosis; protein secretion
Cellular component (GO): synaptic vesicle; plasma membrane; endosome
Molecular function (GO): GTPase activity; myosin V binding; GTP binding
Source: RefSeq, a predicted model, not a curated record